Cavia porcellus (domestic guinea pig) is the source of this 3116-nucleotide messenger RNA. Its product is annotated as caspase-8-like. The record is from RefSeq and is a predicted model, not a curated record. The transcript has 4 exons. Gene Ontology annotation, molecular function: protein binding. Bases 186 to 839 code for a protein of 217 amino acids. Gene Ontology annotation, biological process: regulation of apoptotic process. NCBI's taxonomy places the organism in Eukaryota, Metazoa, Chordata, Mammalia, Rodentia, Caviidae.
GUUUUCCACUCUAACUUUUUCCUUGUUUGAAUACGAAAUAUAUAUAGGUCACCUAAAGACUCGCGAGCUCUGCAGUGGAUUUUACAAUCUCCCGGAGUCAUAAACUUGAGCUAAUUGGAAUUUUAGCCUAAACGAGUGUGUCUGCCUGGAGUGGAAAGGCUGGGUAGGAGGAAGGCCUUCCCAAGAUGGAAACUUCACCAGGGACCCCUGGAGAGGACAGGGAAAACAAGGGUCAUAGCACCGCACUGGUCCCUCCGAGAGGCAUGGAUUUCAAUUUCAGCACCCUUCUUUCCAAGAUUGGGGAGCAACUGAACAGCGAAGAGCUCGAUGCCCUCAAGUUCCUGAGCCAUGACCACAUCCCACAGCAGAAUCAGGAGCCCAUCUUGAAUGCCCACAUGCUGUUCCAGAGACUCCAGGAAAAGAAUGUACUGGUGGAAGGUGACCUGUCCUUCCUGAAGGAGCUGCUCUUCCAGAUCAACAGGCUGGACCUGCUGGGCACCUACAUGAACACCAGCAAGGAGGAGAUGGAGGCUGAGCUCCGGACCUCUGGCAAGGCCCAGAUCUCGGCCUACAGGGUCAUGCUCCUUCGGCUCGCAGAAGAUAUAAACAAUUACGACUUGAAGUCUUUUAGAUUUCUCCUGUCUACCAACCUUUCCAAGUUUAAGCUGGAUGACAUGAACAUGCUGGAGAUCUUCAUAGAGAUGGAGAAAAAGGCCAUGCUUGGGCAGGACAACUUGGACACUCUCAAAAAGAUCUGUGACCAGGUCAAAAGGAGCCUGUUGAUGAAGAUCAGGGAGUAUGAGGAGCAGCGAGGAGGUGGGAAUGUGGCUGAUCCAUAGAUCACACCAUCUCAGUCAGCUGCCUCUACCUGCUGCUCCUCAGUGUGCUCCUGUUUUCUGGCCAAGCCUUUUGCAGGUAUCUGCAGAUGCUAAGAGCUUUUCAUAAAAGCAUAUCAAAUUGCACCUUCCUGUUUCUCAGAGGUUCUUUUGCUGUUUUUUUUCCAAUGCAUUUCACAAGUGGAAAAUAUUUUCUGUGAACUUUUCUACUUCAGAGACAAAAAGCUGGCCCCCUCUGUUGUGCUUUUUGCAUUUGUUGUGAAAACUCAAAGUGUGAGGAUAGUAGAUUAAAACCAGAAUAUCUCCUCUGAAAAGUUUGCAUGCUUGGCACCAGUGACCCCAUGGAGAAUGGCAAUAGCUGACUAGUCUGGGCAGUGCCUGGUCAGACAGGACCCGGGCCCCUGCUGGUUCUGCAAGCUGUGUGCAUGCCUUCCCAUCCCUGGGGUGUGUGAUGGAUUUUCUUCCCUCUGCAGCACUCAAUGCUGUUGUCUGCUCUAUGGGCGGGGCUUCUGAUGAUGACUUCAGAGCAUAACCAGCAUCGUUGCCCAUAGGUGAGAGAACAGAGGGAGUUGGUGUGGACACAGGUGUGAGAGGAAAAGCUUUGGGAUAAAAAUCAGUACAUUACCUCUCUGAUUAGCUAAAUGUCCCAGGAGCACAGAAAUUACAACUUGAAAUAAGGUGAGCUUUCAGUAGGAAGAAGCUUUCAAAUUACUCUGUCUCUUUCUAGUCAAAUUUGCAAAAGUGGAAGAGAAAAGAGUAGCCAGCCCAGAGGAAGCUUCCAUGCACAGAAUCAUCAGUUCCCAAACAGUCACCAGAAGCUGUGCAAUUGGAGCAGAUCUCAAAACACUGCUAGCCUUUUAGAAGAAAGCCUAUUGUGACAAAAUUCCAGCCACCCAAGAACUCCACUCAUCAUCAGCUCUUCACAAGAAAGCUUUCCAGACCUUCUCUAGGCCCACAGGUCUGCUUUCUCUGCCCACAGCUGUGAAUAACAGGGUUUUGUUUAUGAUUGUCCUCUUUUCUUCCAGCUUUCUCCCAACAUGCCCAAGUCACAUUUAUAAAGAGUGACAGAGGUAGACCUCUUAGGCCACCUUUCAUGGCUAUCUUCAUUCUUGGUGAUUUUCCUCUGCCUGCAAACAGAGCAGAGAUGUAUCACUGUAGAUCCAGGGUAAGGUGGCGAAUGUGGUAACGGGAUAGGAAAGAGUGUGACUUCCUCCCUUCCUGAGGGAGCACCAUGCUCAUUAGUGGCAGUUGUUUCAAAUCUGGUGAGAUGUAGUAGUUGGGUCACUAAAUGCCUAGCAGAGGAAUGUCCUUUUCAGCAACUCAGUGUUUGCAUUAGUGAGUAGUAACUGAGUGCGUCAGGUUUUGGCGCAUGUGGAUGUGCCUGGAGCCUAUGGCGAUCAUCUCCACCCUGUAAGCUCACCUAUGCUCCCCUUUCUCCUUGUUCUCUCCUCCUCUCUCCUGGUCAUCUGUCUGCUUUCCUGAUGUCCUAGAGGCAGAAAGUAGGUAACAGAAAACACUUUCUAGCUCUGUAUGUGCUGGGCUGAUUUUGCUUGACACAAUGAUUUCUUUUUUUUAAAUUUUAUUUAAGAGGAAAAAGAGAAAAACACAAAACAAAACAAAGCAGUGUAAGGGUACACGUAAUACAGAACUACAAAAAAAAAAAAACAUAACAGUAAGAAAUCACCUGUUAAUAGAUUACAUAUUAUCAUCUUGGAAAUAGUUGCUCAAAUCACAGUAUCAAAGAAUACAAAGUGGACAUUCAAACAGAGAGACUGCAAACAGCUGCGUUCAAUGAUCCAAAAACAUUAAUAUAGUCAGCCAUUUAACACCCCCAAACACACUUGCUGUUAUGUCCGUUAGAGCUCUUUUUUUUCCCCCUCUCUUUUUUACAACAAAAAUUACACAUUUUGGAUUUUAUUAUUCCUUAGUUCUUAUUACUUUUUUGGGCAAUGAUUUCUAAUGUUUUCAUGUUUUUGCAGAUGACAGAAUUUCACUCUUUUGUGCUUAAUAUGAUGAUUAUUGUUAGUUUUCCUUUUAUUACCAGUGUCUAUUAAUGUUACAAAACACUGGGAGUUUCACCACUACUCUCCCUCACUCGUUUCCGCCCUGCUUUCUCCCUUCCUCCUGUCUCCUUUAUGCUUUCAUGUCACCCUUCUUAGAGUACACAAGUUAGAGGGAGCAUGCAGUAUCUGUCUGAGGAUAGUUUGUUUUGCACAGCAUGAUAGACUGUGGACCCAUUCAUUUCCUUUAGGAAAAUGUCACUUUUUUAUGGCUGAAUAA